This is a messenger RNA of Pollicipes pollicipes, 1111 nucleotides long. RefSeq names its product cell adhesion molecule 1. Lineage: Eukaryota; Metazoa; Arthropoda; Thecostraca; Pollicipedomorpha; Pollicipedidae. The record is from RefSeq and is a predicted model, not a curated record. The transcript is spliced from 9 exons. Bases 206 to 1111 code for a protein of 301 amino acids.
GAAGCGUCCGCCUCCCUCGUGUCUAACGCGCGGACAUAGUCCCCUUCUUCGUGUCCGAAGCCCGCAAAAGGUCCUCCUCUCCCGUGUCCGACGGCCGGGCAGCAUCCUCCUCCCUCGUAUUCGUCGCGGACGCCCGGCCGGUGCUCGUAAACGUCGCACCGGACAAUUGUGUACAGCCCAGCCCGCUGCCCUGUGGAGGGGUCUCAUGAGAGUGCCCUGCUCUGCAGCUUGGACUUGGUUCGCUCGUGUGUGUGCGGCGCGGACUCGGACGUGGCGGCAGCCCACAGGGCCGUGUGCGAUGCUUCGUCCACUGCUCCUGCUCCUCUGGGCCCAGGCGACCCUCGCGCUGACCACCAGCGACAAGCAGAGUCUCUAUGGGAGGAAGAAAACAGACCGGCUGGUACAGGUGACGGCGGUGGAGGGGCAGCCUGCUGACCUGCCAUGUGACGUCACGACGCCAGGAAACGGUGACUCGCUGCGGCUCGUGCUCUGGUACUACGGCACCGAGGGCACCAUUUAUACGUACGACGCCCGUGGUCGGAGCGGGGCGUCCGGCUCGCACUGGGUCAGUGACCAGCUGGACACCGGGCGCCUGCGCUUCCAGGCGCACAGCCUGCCGGCCAGCCUGCGAAUCGUGGCUGUCAACCGCAGCGACAGCGGCGUUUACCGCUGCCGCGUCGACUAUCUCGCCUCGCCAACGCAGAACUCUCGGGUCAACCUCACCGUCAUAGUACCUCCGCAGAAGCCGGUUGUUUUGGACGCCGCCGGUACUCGCAUCAACGACGGCCGGCUGGGGCCUUACAAGGUCGGCCAGUCGGCCAACGUCACGUGCGCCGCUCUGAACGGCUACCCGCCGCCGAACGUGACCUGGUGGCGCGGAGGGUCACGGCUGGCGCUGGGGCCACUGCGCCGCGCGGACCACGGCGCCCGCUACACCUGCAUCGCCGCCUUCCACACGUUCAGCGCCGCCGUCUCCACCUCGGUGGUUGUCGACAUGAUCUGCCGGCCGGCCGCCGACAACAGGCCGCGGUACGGUCACAGCGACCAGCGGCUGAUCGGCUGGAUCUGGCAGCCCGGUGCUGCCAGAUUUACACGGUCAUCUGCAUCCUGA